Messenger RNA from Pneumocystis jirovecii RU7, 1149 nucleotides. RefSeq lists its product as uncharacterized. The record is from RefSeq and is a predicted model, not a curated record. NCBI's taxonomy places the organism in Eukaryota, Fungi, Ascomycota, Pneumocystomycetes, Pneumocystales, Pneumocystaceae. The coding region runs from base 1 to 1149 and encodes 382 amino acids. Gene Ontology annotation, cellular component: Golgi apparatus; endoplasmic reticulum; plasma membrane. The transcript has 4 exons.
AUGAGAAAACCACCAGAUACAAGCCUGCGACAGCAAAGAUUACGAGCAUGGAACCCUAUUUUAACGCCUAGAACAGUUUUACCUAUUUUCUUUUUUCUCGGUUUUCUUUUUACGCCAUUAGGAGUUGCUUUGUUGUAUUUUUCAUCUCAAGUAAGAGAAGGUACUUUAAACCUGUUAUUAAUAGUAGAAAAGGUCCAUGAAGUAUCAGUUAAUUAUACAUAUUGUGAAAAUCUUGCUCAAAAGAGUUUUUCACAAAUCCCAGACAAAUUUGUUCAAACAGGAUUUCCAUCAACAGUGAAACCAACAAUUCAAUGGAAAAAAUAUAAAAAUAAAAAUUCAUUUUAUCCAGAAAAAGAGGAUAUUUGUGUGAUUCGUCUAGAAAUGCCUGUUGAUCUCCGCCCGCCUGUUUUUAUUUAUUAUCGAUUAACGAAUUUCUAUCAAAAUCACCGGAGGUAUGUGAAAAGUGUAAGUCGGGAUCAGUUGCUUGGAUUGCCAAAGACUGCAGAAGAGUUAUUACGUUCAGAUGAUUGCAAUCCGCUUGUUGUUGAUGAACAAGGUCGGCCAAUCUAUCCAUGUGGUUUAGUAGCAAAUUCUCUUUUUAAUGAUACAAUUGGUAUACCAACAAAAAUUGAAUCACAAGAACACAGGACGCCUUAUCCUAUGACUAAUAAGGGCAUUUCAUGGGCAUCUGAUAAAAAUAUAUAUAGAAAGACAUUAUAUCGACCAUUAGAUGUUGUACCUCCUCCUAACUGGGUACUACGGUAUCCAAAUGGAUAUAAUCAAACGAAUUUUCCAAAUAUUAAUGAAUGGGAAGAAUUUCAUGUGUGGAUGAAAACAGCGGGACUACCAACAUUUGAAAAAUUGGCUUUAAGAAAUGAUGUUGAUACAAUGAAGGCAGGAAUUUAUGAAAUUAGAAUUGGGAUGCAUUUCCCAGUAACCAAAUAUAAUGGUAAUAAAAUGAUAGUUAUCUCAACCCGCUCGGUAAUUGGAGGGCGAAACCCAUUUCUUGGCACUGCAUAUAUUUCUACUGGUGCUGUGAGUAUAGUUGUAGGAAUGCUAUUUACAAUUGGUCAUUUAAUUCGGCCAAGAAAGCUUGGCGAUCAUAGAUAUCUUUCAUGGAAUCAAACACCACCUCAAUCAGGUCAUUGA